Molecule: messenger RNA, 3149 nt
Organism: Chanos chanos (milkfish)
Lineage: Eukaryota; Metazoa; Chordata; Actinopteri; Gonorynchiformes; Chanidae
Gene: hpda
Product: 4-hydroxyphenylpyruvate dioxygenase a
Exons: 14
Coding region: 81-1268 (395 amino acids)
Biological process (GO): L-tyrosine catabolic process
Cellular component (GO): endoplasmic reticulum membrane; Golgi membrane
Molecular function (GO): metal ion binding; lactoylglutathione lyase activity; 4-hydroxyphenylpyruvate dioxygenase activity
Source: RefSeq, a predicted model, not a curated record
UGUGUGUGCCAAAAGCCACUGCUCAGGUUCCCACAUUCCCCUCGACUUGCUGACCACGGCUUUCCGCAGAGAGCUUCACGAUGACGUCCUACACUGACAAAGGAGAAAAGCCAGCGAGAGGGCGAUUUUUGAAGUUCCACCAUGUCACCUUCUGGGUGGGCAAUGCCAAACAGGCUGCCGUGUUCUACUGUGAUAAAAUGGGCUUUGAGCCUCUGGCUUACAAAGGACUGGAGACUGGCAGCAGAGAGGUGGUGGCCCAUGCCAUCAGACAGGAUAAGAUAAUAUUCGUCUUUGAGUCUGCUCUGAAUCCUGGAAAUGAAGAGAUAGGAGAGCACCUGAUAAAACAUGGUGAUGCUGUCAAGGACAUCGCAUUCCAAGUAGAGGACUGCGACGCUAUAGUGAAGAAAGCCAAAGAGAGAGGUGCAAUGAUCGUCAAAGAACCCUGGGUGGAACAGGACAGCCAUGGUAAAGUGAAAUACGCUAAGAUUCAAACGUAUGGAGACACAACACACACACUGAUUGAGUAUAUGGGGCCAUACACAGGCCUGUUUCUGCCCAGCUUCAAGGAACCUCUCUUCAAGGACCCCUCACUACCAAAACUGCCACCGGGUUGCCUGAAUUUUAUCGACCACAUUGUGGGAAACCAGCCAGACGACGAAAUGGUGCCGAUAUCGGACUGGUACCAGAAGUGUCUCAUGUUUCACAGGUUCUGGUCUAUAGACGACAAGCAGAUCCACACACAGUACAGCGCUCUUAGAUCCAUCGUGGUCACCAACUACGAGGAGACCAUUAAAAUGCCCAUCAACGAACCCGCCCCAGGGAAGAAAAAAUCACAAAUCCAGGAGUAUGUGGACUAUAACGGCGGCCCUGGGGUUCAGCAUAUCGCCCUAAACACAUCAAACAUCAUCCAAGCCAUCGUGAACCUCAGGGCCAGGGGAAUGGAGUUUCUGUCUGCUCCUGACACGUACUACGACAGUCUGAGAGAGAAGCUGAAAACAGCCAAGAUCAAAGUGAAGGAAGACCUCAACACACUGCAGGAGCUGAAAAUCUUAGUGGACUUUGAUGAUAAGGGCUAUCUGCUCCAAAUCUUCACCAAACCCGUCCAGGAUCGACCCACCCUCUUCCUGGAGGUCAUUCAGAGGAACAACCAUUUCGGCUUUGGGGCAGGGAACUUCAAAUCUCUGUUUGAGGCUAUCGAGAAGGAUCAGGACGCUAGGGGCAAUCUCACAGCCCUGACAUCAGAUGGAAACCUAAAGGCUUUUCGCUAAAACAAAACAAAAACCAAAAAAAGCUCCACCCACAGUGUCCCUGCAAUACACAAAUAUGUCAGAAACAAAUACAUGUUUACCUCUUCAGUUACAGUUCAAUGCAUCGUCAGUUCUAAAACACAUGUAUGCAAGCAUGCAUGCAUGCGCACACACCAACACACUCACAAAUACACACCUCACAUUUAAACUCAUGCUAUAUUCCUCCUGAGAACAUAAGCUACACUUCAGUAUCAUCUAGUUAUGUGCCGACAUACAGCUCUAGACUUUUCUGGUGGGACUCCAACCCAAGACGAAGAUUCAAUAAAGCCAUCCUUACGAGACCAACAAUGAACAGAAGUGAGUUUGCUUACUUAUGUUUUCCCCACUCAGUUAUGACUUGCCAAACGCGCCAAUAGUCCUUGUUCGUAAGAGAAAGAUCUACAAAGUUAUUUUGCCGUCGAUCGUUGGCAGUGGCUGUCUUUGACUUGGAAAGGACAGACUGUUUACGACAGAAAGCAAACAGCUUGGACUGGCAGUGCCUCCAGAUGUCUGGCCAUGGUUUUGUAAGGCAGGUAACCAUUGUCCCCAAUUAGUUAUUAAUUAAUAACAGAGAACCACAGCAAUCAUGACAUUAUCACACACGCACAGUCGCGACCAACCAUAUGGACUGAUCAUGGAGUGACCAUCAAACAUAAUAAAAUUAUCAUAAAAUGUAUGACCUUUAUUAUAAAUAAUAAGGCCAGUGGACUUUAAAGCCUGGUUUCAUGUCAGAAAGAAAAGAAGUGUACAAACGUCUCAUUGCGUAACACUGUUUAGUAAACAGGUAAACAAAUUUUAACUUCUUCUUCAAAAGAGUCAUUUGUGGUGGAAAUGGUGUAAUUAGCUGAGGUAUCUCAAUGAGCAGCAGGUAAAAUAUCUGUUUAAAUCUAGAUCUUAAUUAGAUGUCUCUGUUGGAAUCUGCAUUAAACAGCAAAACAUGGUUUAAAAAAAGAAAUCGUAGUUCUCAGUUGAUGAAAAAAAAAACAUUCUCAGUUGUUUUCUUUUUUUUUUAUUUCAAAAUAAUUUAUUUUGUACGUAAUUGGAAUGAUGUCAGGUUGAUACAUCUAUGAUGGCAGGCUUAAAUUUCAUAUCUUUACAGAUAUCAUUCCAAAAAUGAGAAAAUAACAUUUUCAUUUUCUCAAACCUGGACAAAACAAAACAAAAAAACGGAUAAAUAUAUUAGUAAAUAAAUAUAUUAUUGACAUAACCAAGUUGAAAUGCUCUAUUAUAUAUAAAAUACAACACUUUCUCUUAGUUCACUUUCUUUCUUUCUUUCUUUAUACACAAAGUAUCGAAAAUAUAUUGGCAUGUCCCUUCGAUUUCCGGAGGGCUUUUUUUUUUUCUUUUCUUUUUUUUUUGCUCUAUUAGAAAAAAGGCAGUUUCAGCUCAUUCUUAAUUAAAACCAAAACAAACAAUCCAAAAGAAAAAAAAAACCAAAGAAACAAAACAAAACAAAAAUAAACAGAGGGGACCCAGAGGAGAUAAAAUCGCCCCAAAUGUGUGGUGAUAUUUUAUUGAUUCUUAAUGAAAUGUUCUUGUUGUGCUAGCGAUGUGCUGUUGUUGUUUUUGUUUGUUUGAUUUGAAUGCUUCUUUCUUUUUUUUUUGUCCUCCAGGCCAAAGUGCUGUCUGUAGUACGAAUAUUCUUAUCAUAAAAAAAACCUUUGAGACGCUAUAUGAGUGUGUCAGCAACAAAGAAGUGCAUCAUAACCAUCCUCUUUCAGGGAUAACAUAUCUGAUGUUUAAUUAUUUUUAAAAAAUGUGUUUAUAGUUUAAGAAAUUUACUGUAAAUCUGUCACACGAUUGUCUUAUUUUCUGAAGGACAAAUAGGCACUUGUAACACUAUAAACUUUUGUUUUCUGCUUA